UCGCUCAAACGAAAACAAAGUUAGAGUUCGGUAAAAAGUUGUAGAAAAAUGGAGAGGGCAGUUUUUAGAGUUCUAGUUGUGUUCUUAGCUGUCGUAAGCUUUACUCUUGGUAAUGAAGAACUGGAUAAACAGGCAGAAGAACUGAAAGAGCAGCAUAAAGAUUUGAGAGCCGCUAGAUCUAAACUAGAGAUGGAAACCUAUCGCAGUGCGUUUAAAAGAAAAAGAGGUCAACAAAUUGCUGCAGCAAAGACCAUACAAAAUGAUUUGAAAAGUUAUGCAAAACAGUUUGACAUGGUGGACAAAGUUACAGAGAAAAUGUUUUGGGUAAUGGAAAAAUCAAGAACAGAGUUGGCAAAUGUUGGCUACACACCAGGGGAUCCAUUUCCAUUAGAAAAAGACAUAAAAGAAGCUUUAGCGCAUGUUCUUGAAAAUACUGCACUUUUUGGUGACAUUCUAUUACGACUUCCAGAUAUUACACACCAGAUUUUAAGAAGGUCAAAAGAACAUGAACUCUUGAUUAAAUGGUGCAUCAGUAUAUGUAAUGCUACAGAAGUCUAUGAUGGAACAGGAAGACAACUACUUAAUUUGGUUGCACAAGAACUGCAGUUGGUACCAAAGGAUGAUAAUUAUGUAAACCCAUACAAACUGGAGGCUCAAUUAGAUGCUGAAUAUGAAAAGGAGAAAGCAAGAAGAACUAUGUCAUCAAAACAAAAGAAAAAAGAAGAAAAGAAAAAGAGGAAAAAGGGGCCAAGACUUAGUGAUGAAUUAUGAAGUCAAAACUUUGAUUCUUAUUUAUGUGUACAUGUAUUUUUACUAUGAAAUGUUUUAAAAAUCAAUUAACAUAAAUAAUGAACUAUACAUUUCUUAAAGUAAAGAAUUUAAGUUUGUCUGGUUGGACUUUGACUUGAAUUGGUCUGGCAUCAAAGGGUUCUCCAUCAAUACUGAACCAUGACUCCUGAAACACAGUAGGUUAAGUUUCCACCUUUAGACUGUAGUCACAUCAAAAUAUUUAUGURUUGAUACAAGGUAAAGACAAACUGAUGUGUAACAUAAAGAUCUAAUWACAAAAUGAAAAGCUCUAAAACAGUUUUUUUAAAGUUUUCUAUACAAUUUAAGAGGCCACAGUCUUGCUUGGUGGAUUUAGCAUUAAUAUUCAUAGUCUCUUGUAAUUGACUAUUUUACAGUAGGAAUGUAUCGAAAAUAAUAAAUAUUAUCAAUUAUAAUGUA
Exaiptasia diaphana is the source of this 1227-nucleotide messenger RNA. RefSeq names its product coiled-coil domain-containing protein 134. NCBI's taxonomy places the organism in Eukaryota, Metazoa, Cnidaria, Anthozoa, Actiniaria, Aiptasiidae. The transcript has 7 exons. The coding region runs from base 49 to 771 and encodes 240 amino acids. The record is from RefSeq and is a predicted model, not a curated record.